CGUAUACACAACAUCAGCGCCAGUCUUACCCCCCCGUCGUACGUACGUUUUUCUGGCGUCACUGUAAUACGAUUUUGGUUUUCAGUUGUUUUCUCUUUAAAAUAUAAUUUUUUUAUUUUUAUUUUUUUUAUCAGCAGUUCAUACGUUAUAACUUUUUCGCAAUUUUCCGUCGCGAUAAAGUGCGUUUGUUUCGGGAGUUUACGGUGCGCGUUUGUUGUUGUUGUUAAUCGCUUAUUUUGCUUUAAUGAUAAUAAAUCAUUAUUUAAUCGGGUUAAUGCUUUGAUUUAAACCGCCGUGUAAAGAUGUGGACUUAUUACUCGUGAAGUUGUUUCGAUAAUUUUAUUUUAUAUUUUUUGUGGUAGUGUCCGAUCAUAAAUAAUAUCGGGUACCUGUAUGUAUGUUAUUUCAACAAAUUACAUGAAAAUCAUUCAAAAAUUUUGAUGAGUGUCAUAAGUCAUGCAGAAAAUCAAAGGUGUAUGUUUCGAAUGUCCGUCAUGUGUCGGUCACAUUCUUCCGUAUCAACUAUGCAGUAAUGAUAGCUGCGGUAGCAUAUUCGGACAAGGAAAAGCCUCCAUGAGUAAUUUGCAAAAUGCCUCGCUCUGCCUUUACGUUCUUUACGUCGGUCAUCUGAUACGGCAUGAAGACCGAGUCAAACGACCAGCCUCUGCAAUCUGCUGGUCCCUUAUUCACAGACCCAAACGCCCGAUAUCGGAGUGCGUCUAAUGAUCCGUCUUAUAGACAUGGCGUCGUCGCUCAACCGGCGACUGUCGCUAAUAUGAACCAAGUGCCGAACGGUUACUGUUACUCGACCGAUAAUAAUCAAAUCGUUACCAGUGAGUGCGAUAAGACUUAUCACUGUCCUAACUCAACAGCAAUUGUUACUUUAACAAAUAACAUUGUUUCAACUCCUGCAGCUUUUGUAUCAUCUAUUACUGUACCAGCUGGUUGGAGACGAAUUCAUAAUAACGGAGUCAUAAUUUAUAUAAGUCCCAGCAACGCAGUUCUAAAUUCGUUGAACCAAGUUAAAAUAUAUUUGCAGACUCAGGGUACAUGCAAAUGUGGUCUUGAAUGCCCUUUUCAGUGUGAACACGUUUUUAAUUUCGACGCAAAGGUAAUGACUAAACCUACGUCCAGCCUUAACACUAUGACUAACCUUUGCAAUCAUAAGAGAAAAAUGAUGAUAAACAAUUCAGAAAAUAAAUUUAGCAAUUAUUCCUUUGAAAUGGCAGAAAAUCGAAAAAAACGAAAACUUUUUGGGGCUCAACAACAGUAUUCAUUUCCUCCUUAUGAAGGUGAAAAAUCUGGAAAAGAAAACUUCUCACAUGUUUCAAAUUCUCAUCCAAUGCAAUGGUCAGAUCAAUCUGCUGUUCCUAGUCAUAUGAGGUUUACUUCUCAAGGAACAUCUGCAAUGCUAAAUCCUCAAUCUCCACAGUCAAUGAUAAAUUCCCAAGGACCACAAAAUAUACAACAUGAGAUUUUAAAUUCUCAAGCCCCACCAAUACUAAACCAAAGUUCAUCUGUGAUGUCUAACUCUCAAGGACCAGUUAUGCCUAAUUCUCAAAAUACAAUGAUGUCAAAUCUUCAAGGAACUGUGAUGUCAAAUUCUCAAGGAAUAGUAAUGCCUAAUCCUCAAGGAACAAUAAUACCAAAUACUCAAUCCCCUGUAAUAGGUUUGGGAAAUCCUAGAGUUCCUCAAUAUCCCAAUCAUUCAUACCAGCAAGACUUAGGAUAUGAGCAAUCAUAUCGUAAUGGUUAUAGGUAUAACUCCCCUCAAUGUAGAUCUCAUGAAACUACUAUGUUGCAACCGGACUCUUCUUGUGAACCACAUCAUCAACAGUAUCAAAAUGAUAUGUUAUCACAAGAAUAUUAUCAAAAAAAUAUUCAUAAUGUAUACCAACAAGAGCAUACGCAAUAUAACAAUUAUGAUAGUCAAAGAACUCAAGGAAAUUGUCGUUUUAAUUGUUCUAGUCAUUGUGGACACUAUUGUAACUCGGACGAACAAAAUCCUAGUUAUGGUAAUCAAAUAAACUCAUGUCAACAACAACCACAAUCUCUGUCUUUAAGGCAAAACGAAUCUACAAAUCAUGAAUAUUAUCCAGAAAUGUACCAAGAACAAAAUAAUUAUACUGAAUCCUAUGUAGAUAAUAGAAAUACUACAAGGCAAGAAUAUUCAUCACAAUAUGAAUAUGAACCACAAUCUCAAUCACAGUGUCACCAUAUGGAUUGUAAUUUUAAAAAUAAUGUUUCUGCUUCUUCAGUUAAUAACCAGAGUCCUGUAGAUGUUCCACAGAUAAGACCACAAUCCCCUCAAAUUAAACUAGUACAACAACAGAUAAAUACACAACAUUUACAACAAAAGCCAUCAAGACCUCAACACAAAUCAACUCCACCUUGGCAGCUUAAUAAAAUUCAGUCAUUACAUCAACAAAUACCUCAACAGCAAACUCCACAACAACAAAUUCUACAUCAACAAAUACCACAACAACCAAUACCACAACAACAAAUAUCACAACAGGCAAGCCCUAGAGAAAUAAAUGAAGAUCGAGUGCCUCCCAUACAUCAUCAUGCUUCUCAAGUUCCCAGAGUAGAAGAAAAAUCUCGUAAGCCACUUCAUAAACAAUCCUUUAAACCUGUAAAUUAUGGUAGAAAAUCAAAGUCUCCUCCUGAAGAAGAUAAUUAUCCAUCAUUUUUAGAUGAUCCAAGUGGUUACUUAGCGCAGCAAACAGCAUUAUUAAAUAAUACUAUAAGUACUAACUCAUUUUCACCUUUAUCUCCACCUGCACAAUCACAAAAACAAGAAAAACCUAGGUACACAACAAAUGUUACAACAAUGGCCAGUGGUCGAACAGCUAGUUCAAAUACAGUUACUUCAGUUUUGGCAGGUAGGACGAAUACAACUGUGGUCACAGUAAAUACAUCAGAAGAACAAGUAUUACCGCCUAGUCAACAACAACCUGUUACAUCUAAAACACCUUUAGAAAUGGUACAAAGUGUUGUUAGUAGUAUACAAGUACCUACUUCUUCAGAUAAAUCGAAUAUUCAACCAAGUCACAUAUUAUUAACUAGUAAUGGGCAAUUGAUUAUGGCAUCAGCUAAAAUACAAACACCUAGUACUUCUCAAGUUCUUUCUACAGUGCAGCAACAAGUACAACCUACAGUUCUCGUAAAUACUCUUCAGGGAACUCAAAGUACUUUAUUACUUCAACCAGGAAAUGUUAUGACUGUUGAUCAAGUACAAGUACCUCAACUUGCGGUUGCUACAGGGAGUAUAGAUAAUAGUGGAUCAUUUUCACCUAGAGGUUCUAAUUUAUUAUCUCCGCCAGAUUCUAAACGUAAAACUAAUAGUUCAAAAAAGCGAAAAUCUCCUCAAAUAUCUCCUAAUCAGAACAAUUCAAGUGUUUUGUUACAGCCUCAGCAACAAAACUUUAAUCAACCUGUUGUUCAAACAUUAAUAUUACCUAAUAAAACCACCCAAUAUGGUAACCAACAACUUAUAACAAACAUGAUACAGCCUGUAAGUCUUGUUCAUAACCUGCCAGCUAUUCAGCAGUUUAUUGUACCUGCAAAUUUAGGUGGUGUUGUUAUGGCUGAUAAUACUAUAUUACAAGAUGCAGUGCAGUUAAAUGUUAUAUCACCAUUUUCUAAUAAUGGACAAAAUAUUUUACCCACUGGAAUGGUUUUAAGAACCCCUCAAUCUCAACAAAGACCCCAACAAAGUAAUCAGUUUAUUGUAAAUAGUGUUGGUCAAUUGAGCCCUAUUUUAGCCAGCUUGAGUCCUAAUCAACCACAAAAUCAAAAUAGAAAUCAGCAGCAAAACGACUACAUACAUGUGGUACCAUGUUCUAUUCAACAAAAUCAAGAAAAUACUACUGUAGUUCAACAAAACACAACUAUUGUUCAGCAACAAAUGACCAUGGUAUCUGGUCAACAAGGCAAUGAGCAAGGAAAUUUAAUUAUAAAUGAAAAACAAGGACAAAAUUAUAUUAUUGCUGAUAAUAAACAACAAGGAUUUAUUUUGAGUCCUAAAGAUAAGCAACAGUCAGGUGGAACACAUUUUAUUUUAAACAAUAUGAAUUCCGAGAAGCAAACCCAAAGCUUUAUAAUUACUAGUCCAACGUCAGGUGAUAAGCAGCUUUGUGGAAACUUUAUACUUGAAAAAAGUAACUCUUCAGGGAAUUUUAUUAUUACUACAACAAAUUCUGAUAAAAAUUCUAAAUUUGCUAAACAUUCAGUAUCCACACAAACUGCUGCUGGGCAACAAGUGUUACAAAUUUCAUCUACUCCUACUCUUAUAGUUGCUACAAACCGUAAUGCUUAUGUAGGUAGUCCUCCUGAUACAACAACUUUAAGUCCUGUUAGUGGACAGAGUCCUUCAGCUAAACCAGAAAUGCCUUCAAGUUCAGUAACAGCUGAUUUAGAUGCUGCACUAUCCCCAUCAUCAACAUUAUCUGAUAUACAGAAUCGGCAGCCAAUGGUACAUUGUAUCUCAAGUAGUAAUGUAGUAGACUGGUCUGAUAAUUCAGCUGAUGAACGAAAGACCGGAUCUAAUGCUUCAGACUCGCCAAACAUGUACUCCAUUGAACAUUCUUUUACUAGAUGAUAUAAUACCAUGAGUAAAUAUUUAGUUCAAACCAAUUCAUUUAUAAAUUGAUGACUGAUGAUGCACAUGUUGGCUAUCUAAACCAAGUUCCUAUUAAAAAAAUAUUAAUAUUGUGUUGCUUUUGUGAAAUAAUACAAUAUAAAAUUUUGAAACAGUAUAUUUCCUAAUUAAGUUUAGGUAAUUAUUUAUUAUAUUUUACAAUGUAAUAGUUCCUCUAGUUGAUGGAGAAACAUUCUAUACAAAUAUUUUGUGUAUUUUAAUUGGUUUGUUUUAAAAUCUAUAAUCCUUAAACCGAAGUUCUGUAUAUUCUUUUAUGUUAAAUUACUCAAUGAAUAGCUUCAGUGCUUUUAUUUAUUUUUCUAAAUUUUAAAUUUAUUUAAUUUUGUUUUUUAUUAUUAUUCAGAAAGAUCUUUGGACAAUUUUAAUUGUGGAUGUUUUUUAAAAACUACAUAGGUUACCAAAUUGCAAAAGAAAUAGGAUGUAGUAGAGAGAUUAGUCCA
This is a messenger RNA of Sipha flava (yellow sugarcane aphid), 5100 nucleotides long. RefSeq names its product protein split ends-like. The transcript is spliced from 6 exons. NCBI's taxonomy places the organism in Eukaryota, Metazoa, Arthropoda, Insecta, Hemiptera, Aphididae. Gene Ontology annotation, molecular function: DNA binding. The record is from RefSeq and is a predicted model, not a curated record. The coding region runs from base 638 to 4600 and encodes 1320 amino acids.